UUGCAACGGUACAUUUCAGUUCCCAAUUCUUUUUUGAUGAAAGCAAAACCUGCAGUACACUCGCUAUUCAGUUUUUUCUUACAGAAUUUGAAUUGAAUGUGUGUUGUUUUCCGUAAACAAACAUCAGUGUGUUUUUAAAUUUGUUCAUUCUCAACUAUCUAAAUCAUUUCACAAUGGCAGCGACUAUGCCAAUAAACCCUAAGCCUUUUCUAAAUGGACUUACCGGAAAACCAGUUAUGGUAAAAUUAAAAUGGGGACACGAAUACAAAGGUUAUCUUGUUUCAGUUGAUGGUUACAUGAAUGUGCAACUUGCUAAUACGGAAGAACAUAUCGAUGGAGCUUGCACUGGUACUCUUGGGGAAGUACUUAUUAGAUGCAACAACGUUUUAUACAUACGAGGUAUAGACGAAGAAGAUGAAGAAGGCGAAAUGAAGGAUUGAAGAUUGAAUGAUAAUUUUCUAUUUGAAUGCGCCACAAACAAAAGUAUAGAAUAAAAUGUAAAUUUUUUUAUUAAAAA
Trichogramma pretiosum is the source of this 517-nucleotide messenger RNA. RefSeq names its product small nuclear ribonucleoprotein F (gene SmF). Gene Ontology annotation, cellular component: catalytic step 2 spliceosome; U1 snRNP. Bases 174 to 440 code for a protein of 88 amino acids. The record is from RefSeq and is a predicted model, not a curated record. Gene Ontology annotation, biological process: spliceosomal snRNP assembly; mRNA splicing, via spliceosome. Lineage: Eukaryota; Metazoa; Arthropoda; Insecta; Hymenoptera; Trichogrammatidae. The transcript has 2 exons. Gene Ontology annotation, molecular function: RNA binding.